This is a messenger RNA of Vitrella brassicaformis, 1949 nucleotides long. NCBI's taxonomy places the organism in Eukaryota, Vitrellaceae. The record is from the annotation of a GenBank genome assembly.
UCAGAGGCCGCUCGCCUGCCGAAUAGCUGCCACUAUGCUUUCUUCCCACAUGUGCGUGUGACAGUGUGCGGCCGAGCACGCCAGGAGUGCGCUGCGGAGCUGAGCGAACCGGUGCGCGUCGGCCCUCUCGCUGUCGAUGUUGGAUAUAUUGACACACAAUGUUGAUGGCGACGAUCUCAGGAAAAGUAACGAACGAGAACAGCGAGAACAGCGAAAACUCUUGGGCAACGCAAACUGAUAUGGCCUGUACAUACACGCAGGCAACACACAUUAAUACAAAUUUCGAGACACAAACAAACACAAGCAGGAGACAUGGAGACACAAGUUUUCGCACCAGAGCUCGUUGACGGCUGCAACAGUGUUGCGACGGAAGUCAUGCACGACAUUCAUGUCGAUGACCUCCUCGCGGGGGACGAGAUUCAGGGCCUGAGCUGCUGCAAUAAACAAACAGUCGCCGCGGCCAGCGUUGUUCGUCCGCACGAAACGGCGGUCGUGCCGUCCCCAUCUAUAGCCGUCAACUCUCGCUCUGCAAGAUAGACCGGACGAGCGUCUUACUGGCUUUCUUUCUACUCCUCACCUUGCAGAUAAUCGAGGAACUUCGGCGACGACCGGCUCCAGCUGGUGUCCCUGAGAAAGAGACGAGGGGGUCGAGGGUGGCUGAGGGAUGAAGUUGAGUGGUGGUGAUGGAGGCGUGAAUGUCUCCUCCCAGACACACCCGCGACACUCCCCUGCAAGCAUACAGACAGGUCCAUGGGUGUCCGCUUUGACGAAAACGAACUUCCUUGCUUACGUCAAGGGAGAGAACUGAAAGGGAUUCACGAACUCGUCUACAAGUGAGCGCACUUUUGUCUUCUGCACAGCUACGGGGGCAGUAGACGGACUGAAUCGAGCCCAGCAAUGCUGCCGUGAAAGACUGAGUGUAUAUCCUUGCUGGACUUGCUGGCUGAUGUCCACCAUGUUCAGUCGAAUGAGGGAGCCUCGCUCAUGGUCGGGCAGACGUCCACGGGUCCUGCGGGGCCGGUCUGGCGGUGGCUUUCGUGGUUAUAUUGGCGACUGCUCGGCAUACUCCGACCAGCAGCUGCUCGUGCUUGUGGUCGAGGUGAUUGACGAUGCUGUGCAGGUCGCGCAUCGAGUCAGCCAGUGUCUCCUGGACGUCUGCCACGGUGUCUCAGACGAUGUCGGCACUCGUUUGCAGAGCAUAUCAUGACCCACCACCACGGCCGCCGUGACGAUCCUGAUGGUAUCGUCGAAGUUGGCAGAAAGUGCUUGAAACGCCGAGUUGCGUCACGAGCUGCUUGAUGACGGCUUUCAUGCCCGCCAGCUUCUGCCCGUCGGCAGGGAGCUGCGCAGCAAUCUGCUGAGCGAGGAUGCGCCGUUGAUGACAAGCCGUGUCUUCUGCCGCCCGUCUGCCUUGGUCGUCCUUCUGCGCGCCCCUAGGGACGUCACGUCUCUUGCGCCAAACGUAGGUCUCGUACUGCUCGAGUUUGUCGACCUCAGCAACGUCCGACUCUCGCCACCGCUGUUGGUCCUGUGGGCUCAUCCUCCUGAUGAUGGACGGGGUGACCUUCAUGCCCGGCAUCCACUUGACGUAGUUGUGACCAGAAACGGAUGGGCUGCCAUGGCGCCGUGGCUGGUCUGCCGUGAACGCCCAAGCUGCUGGAAGCGGUCGACCAGCCUAGUUCAUGUUCUCCCUCCACUGCUGAAUCGACAGGUUGCCGCUUCAGCUGCCACGCGCAGGAUCGUGCAUUGCAAUGCGGGCACUGCACCCACGUGUCCUUUGGAUAUUCCUCCAUGCACACCAGACAGUAUUCGGAGAUCCCAGCGACGGAUCGUCUCUCCCAUGGCAAUCGGCCGGACGCCUCCUGUCGCGACACCCUCGUCAUUGGUCUUCUCGAACGCGCUCAAGCGGGCUGCUGAGAGGAAGGGGCGGAGGGAGGGGGGCACGCGUG